AUGAUCUGGGCCUGCGUUGGCACCGUGACGCCACGGCGUCGAGCGGACGCCACGGGUGCCGACAAGCUUCGCCGCCGACGAGCUCUGCAGCAAAGCUCGACUCGACGGCCAGGAGAACCGACGACUCGACGGCCGGCGGACGAGAGGGAAAGCGGCGAGAACGAGGCGACGGCGGCAUCAGCCAACCUGCGCGAGCAUUAUUCGUCUCCUGCCUCGAAGGCCUCGGGACGCACCGUCCUGGGCCUCGAUCAGUCGUGGCCUCGUCGGGGAGAGCUGGCGGCGCGCGGCGCGGUUACGUACCUGCACGUACCGGUACAUGGGCACGGCCAAAUCGACGCACGUCGGCGCGGGCUGGCGUCGCAGCGUGGCCGCAAGCUUGCCGUGCAGCGCAGGCUGCGGUGGGUAGCAGCACAUGUACGCCUGCAUGAGAGGGUGCACACGUACCUGCGACGCCCUCGGCUGUUGCCGCCGUCAUCUGUUCCUCGAAGGAACCGACUGGACCGCCGGCACGACGAUGCGCAGGCUGGGCCCGACUCGACCCGACUCGACUCAACAAAAGCAGAUGGGGGUCCCACCGUCGACAACCCAGCCGAUCGGCGAGCACACGAGUAA
Molecule: messenger RNA, 612 nt
Organism: Drechmeria coniospora
Lineage: Eukaryota; Fungi; Ascomycota; Sordariomycetes; Hypocreales; Ophiocordycipitaceae
Exons: 2
Coding region: 1-612 (203 amino acids)
Source: RefSeq, a predicted model, not a curated record